Diprion similis is the source of this 4475-nucleotide messenger RNA. Its product is annotated as macoilin-1. Gene Ontology annotation, cellular component: rough endoplasmic reticulum membrane. Gene Ontology annotation, biological process: neuronal signal transduction. Bases 404 to 2614 code for a protein of 736 amino acids. The record is from RefSeq and is a predicted model, not a curated record. Lineage: Eukaryota; Metazoa; Arthropoda; Insecta; Hymenoptera; Diprionidae. The transcript has 12 exons.
GUUGCUUUUCGUUACCUCAAUGGUUGGUGGAUGUAUACACAAGUAUGUGCCCAUGACGUCUGCGAUCGAUAAAGGCUUGAACCCGGAAUAGUUUUUAAGUGAAGAGAAAUGAGCGCGUUAGGAUGAUGGCACGUGUUUAAAUUGUUUGAAAAAUAAUAGUAAGAUUUUGUUAACGAAGAUCGUUAAAAGUUGAUUAACCGCCAUGUCUCGGAAUGGACCAAUCAGACGCACGACGUGCCGCUGCGAGUCCUCGAAUAAUCUAUCCACAGACGAAUGACAACAAAAGAGAUUGAUAGAGUUAGGAAGCUUCAUAGGAAUACGUAUUUACGAAGGAUUUAACACAUUUUCCUUCUGUUGACAAGGCAAAUAAGUUUUUAUCGUAGUGGUGAAAGUGUCGGGGAAUAUGAAGAGAAGAAAUGCCGAGUGCGGCAAGCUUCGGAGGCCCUUGAAACGAAACAAAAUUACGGAAGGAAUUUACGGAAGUACGCUGCUUUACUUGAAGUUUCUCCUGCUAUGGGCGAUGGUGAUUUUGGCAGACUUCAUUCUAGAGUUCAGAUUUGAAUUCCUCUGGCCAUUCUGGCUUCUCCUUCGAAGCGUUUACGAUUCUUUCAAAUACCAAGGCUUGGCCUUCUCCGUCUUUUUUAUUUGCAUCGCCCUAACGUCAGAUAUGAUUUGCUUCUUCUUCAUCCCUGUGCACUGGCUCUUCUUUGCCGCUAGCACGUAUGUUUGGGUACAAUACGUCUGGCAUACAGAUAAAGGUGUUUGCCUGCCAACGGUGAUGCUGUGGCUCCUGUUCCUUUACAUAGAGGCAGCAGUACGGUUACGUGAUCUGCGCCACAUGCCGUUUCAUCUGGAUCUCUGUAGGCCCUUUGCUGCACAUUGCAUUGGCUAUCCUGUAGUCACAUUAGGCUUUGGUUUCAAAAGCUACGUGGGCUACAGAAUGAGACAGAGAAAACAAAAAGAUGUAGCUAAGGAAAACGAGUUUUACCUUCAGCUGCUACAGCAAGCACUGCCCGUUGAACAGCAGGCUGCGACUAUGCAGCAGCUUCAGCCACAGGCUCAAUUGCAAACACAGUUAGCCUCUGCCCCUCAGGAGCAACACACAAAGUCACAGUUGCACAGGCACAAUCCACAGUACAACACAAGUCCUGAGAAGAGUAGAGGAGGUUGUAGCGUAACUACAGAAGCGAGCAUACAAAAUGGUGGAGUACAACACAGUGGCACGCAAAGCGCGUCACAAGCACAAAAUGCUGCCACCAAAAACAGUCACAGAAAGUCACUUGACAAAGGGGAUAACAAACAGGACGAGCAACAAAACAAACAGAAUGCAACAAAUGUUUCACAGAAUGACAAAAGUGAUAAGAAGUUUGCACACAGUAAUGGAACCACAGUGCCUCACAACGACCUACAAUUUAUUGAGAGGGUUGGACCAGUCUCUGUUCUGAAAUUCAGCUCUGUGAACGACUUUGACAUAAACGAAGUAGAAAAGGAUAAAUCAGUGAAAGGGGGAGGUUCUGCGCACACCUCUGUUAAAAUACAGUCCAAUGGAUCUGCCGGAGGAAAGUGGAAUAACGUUAAAGAGAGCCGAGACUCUUCGACGACGGUAAAUGGUCAACGAGAGCGAAAAGGCCGACAAGCUAAAUCGACAGUCGAAACAGUAGCAGAGCAACAAAAACAGCAAGAUGAAUAUUGUCAGAGGUUACUGGUGUGUCGCAGGCUCGAGGCUGACAUCAAACGACUAAAAUCAGACCUCCAGUCAAGUCGGCAGGUCGAACAGGAGUUGCGUUUGCAGAUCAGUACGCUAGUCACUGGGGAGCGACAAGCCAAAGGUGACAUUCAGCAGCUGCAGCACGAUAACGAUCAGCUGCAGAAUAAAUUACACGGGCUGGUGACAGCGCGUCAAUUAGAUAAACAGACCAUGUCGUCUUUGGAAAGACGAAUAACAGAGGAGAGAAGGCAGCGGAGUACCUGCGAAGCGUCUUUGGCUGCAGAAAGACGGGCACGUCGUGUGGCAGAGGAAGCUCGAAGCUCCAUUCCACCACCGCCGCCACCUGUAAGGCAAGAGUGUACGGACGCUUGUAAAUCUCGAAGAGCACAAAUGGAACAGGAUCUGAAGAGCCUGCGUCGAGAACUCAAAGCAAAAGACGAAAGGUACGCUGCACUUGAGAAGGAUGUUGCACGAUGUAAGGAAAGCCAUGGUGAGACCGAAAUCCUGCUUGGAGCAUUUAGUGCUCUGCAGGAUAAGAAUGCUCAUCUUGAAAAUAGCCUCAGCGCCGAAACGCGAAUCAAACUCGACCUUUUCUCAGCCCUUGGGGAAGCAAAGCGUCAGCUGGAAAUCAGAGAGAGUUUGAUAAGAACACAGGAGAAGGAAAUCGAGACGUUGAAAGCCAAGAUUGCACAAGAUUUGGCAGUUAUGCCUCAAGAUUCGUUCGGUCCUGGUCCAGCACCGAGUUCGGCCACGUCGAAGCUUCGCUUGAAUAACGAAGUACGAGUUGGAGGUAAUAAAAUACGCGGGAAUGAAAAUCCCUUUCCGGGAUGCACCGUAUCCAAUCUGGAUCCAAACGCUACCGCAUAUACGCCGAAAGGUUCUUUGGUCGCGUCCACGGAGGCUUGAGGUCCUCUUAUUCGCCUUCAAAAUCAUAGCCCCACAAAGUCAGAGUCCAAUAAUAAACUUGACCAGCCAACGUCAAACAUGUUUUGGGUUAAAUUCAGCUAAAACAGAUUUUUUUCUAUGUGGAAAUGAAUACUUCAUUUUACACGUUAUUUUUCAAUUGUUCUAACAAGGGAUAUUGGCAUUUUCUCUGUUAUUUAAUUUCUUAGGCAAAAUGUAAAUUACUUAUUUGAAAUUGGAAUUUUUUUUUAGUAUUAUGCGAUCAAAGUCGAGCUCGUAAACCUCAAUUUUCUUUUAUUUGCCGGAGUUAUCCUGAAACAUGAUUUGUACAGACCGUCGGAUCGUUGUCAAUACGACGUAAGUGUACGCGUGACAUUUGAAACGGAACUUACCUGAAUGAAUUGGCGUUUUAUAUCCACACUGUUUACAUACGCUGUUCCGAAGUUUGUUAUUAAAAAGAUUACCUAAUUGUCGAGAUAAAUUGCGAUUUAGUCCAUUCAUCUGUAACGUAAAGACUGCUAUAUAUUUUUUAAAUUAAAACAAAUUCCAAUUUGAAAGAGAGUGAAAUUUGUAGUGUAAACAAAUCGAAUCAUCAAAUUCCGUGAAUCCAACCACUUUUGAAUAACAAUAAUAACAUAAUGCAAAUGAUCAAAUGAAAAAGUAAACUUAAGGCCACAGUACCAACGGCGAUUUAGAAAAAUUGCUUUGAAAACUUUUUCGCAACCUUCGCACAGCGUAUUCAUAAUCUUAUAAUGGCUCGUGAGGACGUUGACUCUCAUUUAAGUCGUAACCUGAAACUAGUCCACCCUAAAAUUGUAUUUAUUGUCAUCAGUAUAAUAAGCCAUUAAAAUCACAUGAACAUUGAUUGCAAUCACAAAGAUGAAGGUAUAAAAAAAAAACCAUAAAAAAUAAAGUGCAGUUUGUUGCUACCUAUUUAAAGCAUUCAAUAAUGAGGUUUGACCAGUAAAAGAUAAAAUUGAAGGAACGGGGCACUGAAGUUUAUUCUUUUUGGUCCUUGGGUAGAACUCUCUGUAGAUUACACGAUAUGAAUUUCUAUAAUUGUUUCGGUAUCUGAUUUAUUGAAAGAUUAGAUUCGACUAUUGUUGUUCUGGUUACGGAGAAUUUUAUAAAAUUUCAGGCGGACGCGACGAGAAAUAAUGAGUAAACUAGGUGAAUUAAAACUUGAAAGGCGAAAAUCUUGGUUUUCUGUUGAUGAUUUCGCGAAUUGUUUAUUGGUGUUGUGUUGAUUUUUUAUUUGCAUUGCGGGGUUCGAAAUUGUUUUCUUCAGAACUAACGUCAAGACGUUAAAAAUGCAACUUUUUUGUUUGAUGAUAUUCUACGUCAAAAUGGGAAGCCAGUUUGGAUAUAUCAUAGCACCCAUCAUCGCCAUAUAUACACAUUAUCUCACUUGUAUAUAUAAAGCACUCUCAUGACAUUUAAUUUAUUCAUUAUUUAUUGUUUAAACAGCGAAAAGUGUUGCGGGGAGGAUUUACUAUACAUACCGUUGUGGACACAAAUUUUCGUUUGUUGAAUGUUUAUUUCAUUUGACCGCAUCUUAAAUUUCAAUUGUAUUAUUCGCCGAUGAUGCUCGUUUGGUUAAAGUAAUUCUAAUAUUUGUAAAUAAAAAAAAAAAAAUAAUGCCAUUGCAGGGCUGGUAUCGGAUGAUUAGUCGUCACUUUUUUUCAUGAACAAUCUAGUGAUAAAUUAGGUCCAAGUUACGCCAAACUUUAAAAGUUGAGUGAUGUAUAAAUUUUUCAUUCGGUUUAUUCAAAGGUUGGUAUUGUACCAAUAAUUUUAUGCAUUUGUCACAUAUUGAUAAUAUUAUUGAAUGUGUGAGUAAUGUAAAAUAUUAAAAUUUUAUUGA